Messenger RNA from Danio aesculapii, 10128 nucleotides. Its product is annotated as trinucleotide repeat-containing gene 6A protein-like. Gene Ontology annotation, cellular component: nucleoplasm; P-body. The transcript has 23 exons. Gene Ontology annotation, biological process: miRNA-mediated post-transcriptional gene silencing; positive regulation of nuclear-transcribed mRNA poly(A) tail shortening. NCBI's taxonomy places the organism in Eukaryota, Metazoa, Chordata, Actinopteri, Cypriniformes, Danionidae. The coding region runs from base 653 to 5935 and encodes 1760 amino acids. The record is from RefSeq and is a predicted model, not a curated record. Gene Ontology annotation, molecular function: nucleic acid binding.
GGAGGAAGUGCUCAGAGAGCAGCGUUGAGCUCUUCCUGCAGUUACAGAGAUGAAUGCAUGAAUGCGAGAGAAGAAAAUGGCGUUCGAGCAGGACAAAUGUUUCCCCUCCUAGACUCUGCAAAUGUGUUGAAUUUCUAUAGCCUUAUUAUUUGCUUUCAUUUCAUCUCUACUGCACUUUAAACUACAAGAGAGAAUUGGAUGCUAUUGCCACCAAAGACAUUGAAGAGAAGCAACACAGGUCAGGAAAUCAUUCAAAACACGGAUGGAGAGUGGACGGAGGAAAGUGUAGAGCUUAUUGGAAUGACGAUAAGGAAGAGGGGGCUGGUAUAAAGUGCCAGAACAUAUCAAGUCCAGUUUCAGCCAGCCUCAGUCUGCCAAUUAGAACAGCAGCACCUCCACUGUAACCUGCGCCAUCAGCAAUGCCAAGAGGGCCCCAGCCAGCGGCCAGCCCCAAGCCCUGCCUCGGUACCCGCUCUGUGAAGUUUCGCCGCAUCUCUGUCAGCACAAACAGAAACAGCUGUUGAAGCGUGGGCAAUCCCUCACGGUCCUAGCUGCCACCCUGGGAACUCAAGUGCAGCUCAACUCUAGCCAGCCAGGGGAGCUUACGACUGAGAGGUCUGUCCUACACUGCGCCCAAAGCCACCUCUCAGGCAUGGCUCCCAUUCGGGAUUCUGUCAGCCACUCCCCUAACCAAACAGGUUUGGAACACGCUGGUCUGGAACCUCAGUAUGAGAAUUCACCUUGGAGCACUGGCUCACCUUGCAGCGACUCGAACAGCAACUGGGGAAAAGUCAUAGUAGAUAAGGGACCCUGGCCCUCCAUCACUGGAAGUGACCCAGAGUUAGCCUCAGAAUGUAUGGAUGCUGACUCUGCCUCCAGCUCUGGGUCCGAAAAGAAUCUCAGUAUAAUGCCGUCUGGGAGCUCUGGUGGUGACAGCAAUGGCAAUAGACAAGGUUCUCAUUUCAUGGUUGCAAAUGGCAGCAAUAAUGUGGGUAAUGGGAGUGUUAAGGGGCCUUGGGGUGUAUCCAACGGCUCAAUGCUAAGCACAUGUCAAGGCUCCGGGGAGGGCCCCAGCGGCAAGCUGGCAGAAAGCAGCCAUGGCAAAAUAAAUGCAUGGGGUACCCAAGGUUCCUCAACCAAUGUAGGUAUAAAUCCAAGCACUUUGAACCCAAAUGCCAACCAUGGUGCCUGGCCCGUUCUUCAGAACACUGGGCCCAACCCCCAUGGGCCUGUGGGGAAUGGAAAUGGUGGCACCAACACUCAACAAAGCACCAUAGGUCAAACACCCAGCAUGCAGAGUAUUAACUCUAAGAUGUCCUGGGGAUGCCUGCAAGAAAAUAUGUCCGAAGCUGAAGUCAAUGGUACAAACAAGGUUCCAAGUGGGCAGCCUCAAAACCUUAACACUGAAUUUAAUGGACCAAAUAACACUACUAACAUGAUGACCUCUAGUUUACCAAACUCUACAGGUUCAAUGCAGAUGAAUGAACAGCCCCCAGGGCACCGAGCUUGGCCUAUGAGUACUGGGGGCUCCCCUCAGCUCCCUAUUUCUCCAGUCUCUAAUGGCACUUCCAUUUCUCAACAUGGCAACAGUGAGGGAAUCAACAGCGGGUCUUAUGGUACAGCAUGGGGCGUUCCGCCCAGCACUAAUUACUCUGGAGACAAAUGUCCCGUCCCUAAAGGCCAAGCUGUGGGCGACACUGUGAAUGCAACUCUAAUGCAGUCUGGAGCUAAUAACUCCUCUGUGAGUGCUGCUUCUUUAAAGAAUAAUAAUAAUAACGGGAUGAGUGGUCGUGGAGGAGGCUGGGACUCAGUGCCUGCUACCUCACAAAGUAUGUCUUGGGGAGCAGGUAGUGCUGUUGGCUCAGCUGGGAUCCCUCGCCCUUGGGGGAGUGCCUCCUCCUCCUCGUCUUCCUCUUCCUCAUCUUCUUCAAACACUGGCACUAAGGUCUCAAACGGGGAGUGGAACACUUUGCCCAGCAACAGUCAGCAUUCCAAUGAUAGCACGAACGGGAGCAGGAAGGGAACAAAUGGAUGGAAGUCCUUGGAGGAUGAUGCUCUUGGAAUAGGGAGCUCCGGGCAAGUGUCCCAAGGCAGCACAUGGAACAAAUCUACAGGCAGUGAAGGAAGUGGAGAUAGUUCAGGAGGUCACAGUGAGAGGGAUGGACAGCGUGGUGGAAACCGAAGGAGGGGUAAUCAGCAGGGUAUGAUCAACGCUGCUCUCUCUAAAAUUGAUGUGGACCCCAGGGUGCUGUCCAACACAGGGUGGGGACAAACUCCAGUUCGCCAGAACACUGCCUGGGAUGUUGCAAACUCUGAUAAAAAGGCAGGAAAUGGACAGAUAAGCUGGGGCAGUGCUCCUCCUCAGGCAUCUAACUCAGGUGGGUGGGGAAAUGGACCCAGCACCAACAAAAGUAGCGAUUCUUCAAUGUCUGGGUGGACUGAGCCGAAACCGUCUACUGGCUGGGGAGAAACCAAAGGCCCAGUUGGGCAAAGUGGAUGGGAGGAUGCCCCUUCUGUGACAAUGAACAGGGGUGGUUCCUCAUGGAAUGCCAGCAAGGAUGAGAAGUCAUCCUCAUGGAAUAGUGCACCGAAGGCAAAACAGGGAUGGGAUGGUCCCUCUGCUGGAGAGGGAUGGAGUGGAGAAGGUCAGAAGGGAAAUCAUUGGGGAGAACCCCAGAAAUCUGGUUCAGGUGGCUGGGACAGUGACAGUGACCGGUCUGGAUCAGGCUGGAGUGAGCCUGGGCGAUGUGGGACGAGCAAUACCUGGGGAGGCAGCGGAGGUUCUAACACUCCUGACCAGAGUGGUCAAACCACAGGCUGGGGAGAGCCUCUCAAGACCAACAAUCAAAACCAAACCUGGGGAGAGCCAAUCAAACCAAGCCACUCUAACCCAGCUUGGGGUGAUAAAACAAAAUCGAACAACUCUUUAGAGUGGGGCAAAUCCCAAGAAACCAGCAUGGGAACAUUUAGGAGUGUAAAUACUUCUCAAACUGCAGCUCCUUCUCAAAACAAACCUACUGGAUGGCUGGGAGGCCCAAUACCUGCUGCCUCUAAAGAAGAAGAAUCUAGUGGAUGGGAAGAGCCAUCCCCUGAAUCCAUCAGGCGCAAAAUGGAAAUUGAUGAUGGUACUUCAGCAUGGGGAGAUCCCAACAAGUAUAACUACACCAAUGUAAACAUGUGGAACAAGAACACUGCUGGAGAACAGGAUGGCAUGUCUGUAUCUCAACCCCCACAAGCCCAAAGCUCCAUGGCUCCAAAAGAAAAGAGCUGCAGCUCAGGGUGGGGAGAGACGUAUGGUGGGCCACAGAAAAUGGAGUCCUCUACCUGGGAACAUCCUGCUCCACCUGUCACUGUGGACAAUGGCACGUCUGCUUGGGGAAAGCCUGUCGAUGCAGGUUCUAGCUGGGAAGAGCCGGGAAGGGAUAACUCUGGAGGCAGUGGCUGGGGCAGCGCUCCUGUGGGACAGCAGGCACAGCACAAGUCUGCAUCCAAACCUAUGCAAGACAACUGGUGUGGAGAGGAGAUGUCCAUUGGAGGGCACUCCAACUGGGACGAGGGAGAGGAAGUAGAGAUUGGAAUGUGGAACAACAAUCCAUCACAGGAAAUGAACCAAACUGGAAACUGGUCGUACAAGAAGAUGCCUCCAAAGUUGAACAAAGGACCCAACAAGCAAGAUGAUUCUCCGUGGAUGAAUCAGUUUGUGAAACAGUUCAACAACAUGUAUCCUAGGGAUUCUUCUGAAGAUUCCCUGAAGAGCAAUAAGAUGGAUAUGUCUGGAAUGACGGACAAACGAAUUGAUGUUGACAAGCAUAUGCUUAAUAUGGGAGACUAUGGAAAAAACCCUGCUUCACGCCACCAGAUCCACAAAGACAGUCCCAUGGACCGCAAUCCCUAUAUGGACAAGCUUUCACUGCCUGCCUUCGAUAGCUCUGUAGCAGAGGAGUCCCGAAACUCACAGAUUACUUCCAUGCAGAAUAUCAGCUUUCCCCCCACAAAUAAUGCACAGCCAAACCAGUGCAACUUGCCAGGGCCUCACCAUCCAAACUCUGUCUCUGUUAGGCAGAAUGUAAACAUGUAUGGCGUCGGUAAUGCAGCAGCACAAGGCCGGAACUCCCAGCAGCCUCCAGCACAACCUCUGAACUCUGCUCAGCCCAGUCUGCGCAAUCAAGUGCCUCCUCCACUACUUCCCUCUCAGGUCCCGCCACCCCUGUUGAAGUACUCUCCCAAUAAUGGAGGUCUAAACCCUCUGUUUGGCCCACAGCAGGUGGCUAUGCUGAACCAGCUGUCCCAACUCAACCAACUGUCUCAGCUUUCUCAGAUUAACCAGUUACAGCGUCUCCUUUUGCAGCAAAAAGCGCAAAACCAGAGGGCCAUGCCUGUCAACAGCCGCCAGCAGCAGGAACAGCAGGGUCGUGGUCUGGGUCCAUCCCAGCAGAUGAUCCAGCCUCCCCGCCAUCUCGACCCCUCCCUGAUGAAGCAGCAGACCUCCCCUCAGCCACCCUCACUGCACCAACCCAGCCUCAAGUCCUAUAUGGAGAACUUCAUGCCCCCCAAUGCCUCUGAUCUGCAGAAAGAGCAAAGUUCCCUGAGCUCGUUCAGUAAUUUCCCUUUAGGUCUGAACUCAAACUUGAAUGUAAGCAACCUCGACAUUGGUAGUGUUGGCUUUAAGGAGCCACAGUCCCGUCUGAAGAAGUGGACUGCUAUGGACAUUUCCGUUAACUCGCCACUUGAUCAAAAUCCCAGCAAAUCUGGUGCUAUAACAUCUGGCCUGAGGCUUGAAGACUCACCCUUUGGUCCAUAUGACUUCAUCAAUGCCAGUAAUGCUCCCAUUAGUCCUCCUGGCUCUGUGGGAGACGGCUGGCCCAGCCGUGCCAAAUCACCUCAUGGUUCCACUAAUGUCAACUGGCCACCAGAGUUCCGUCCUGGUGAGCCCUGGAAAGGAUAUCCAAACAUUGAUCCUGAAACUGACCCAUUUGUCACUCCUGGCAGUGUGAUUAAUAAUCUCUCCAUUAAUACAGUCCGGGAUGUUGAUCACCUCAGGGACAGGAACAAUGGGCCAUCCUCAUCACUUAACACCACGCUGCCUUCAAAUAGUGCCUGGACAUCCAUUCGUGCCUCCAACCACAAUAGUUCCCUCAGCAGUACAGCACAAAGCACUUCAGCCAGAAACAGUGACUCCAAAUGGUCUCCUGGUACAGUCACCAACACCUCUUUGGCUCAUGAGCUGUGGAAGGUUCCUCUCCCCUCUAAAGGUAUCUCUGCUCCGUCCCGCCCCCCGCCUGGCCUGACUGGCCAAAAACAGCCCUCAUCUUGGGACAACAGCUCUCUGAGAAUGGCAGGUUGGGGCAGCUCUGAAUCCAGAUUCAACUCUGGUUCCAGCUGGGGUGAAAGCAGCUCAGGGAGAACUAAUUGGCUCGUUCUCAAAAACCUCACACCUCAGAUUGAUGGCUCCACCUUGCGAACUCUGUGCAUGCAGCACGGUCCACUGAUCACAUUCCAUCUGAACCUUCCCCACGGCAAUGCAGUUGUCUGCUACAGCUCCAAGGAGGAGGCGGCAAAAGCCCAGAAGUCACUGCACAUGUGUGUUUUAGGGAACACUACUAUUCUCGCAGAGUUUGCUAGUGAAGAGGAAAUUAAUCGUUUCUUUGCACAAGGUCAGUCAAUGACUGCCUCUCCCAGCUGGCAGACGCUGGGCUCUUCUCAGAACCGGAUCGGAUCCAUCGAGGGUUCUCACCCCUUCCCAAACCGCACUGAUCCAAAUCACUGGAAUGGCAGCGGAGACCUGCACGGCUCGUCUCUCUGGGGUGUCCCAAAUUACUCCACGAGCCUGUGGGGCAGUCCCAGCGGCGGCGAGGGGGGCAGAAUCAACAGUCCCUCACCCAUCAGCUCCUUCCUUCCUGUUGACCACCUGACAGGAGGUGCGGAGCCCAUGUAGUGCAUCUUUCACCUUCUGACUUAACAAGAAAAAAAUGACAAAAAAAAUACAAACCCGUGACCUCAAUGUGGAAAUAGUUAAUCAUAAUCAUAUGACCAUAUAUAUAUUAUAUAUGAAAAAAUCAAAUGGCACUAGUUAGACUUUCUUCACUUACAAACAAAAACAAAAAAAAAAAAGAUUUUAAAAACAAUGCGGGGUCACCCUGUGGAAACAAGUUACGUUUUUUUUUCUGCACAUAUGUCCACUUUGUUUUAGCCCAAAACAUAUCAGUUUGAAUACUUGAAUCAUGCAGGCCAAUUCUAUAAUGUGAAAGGAUGCAUUUACACUUCCAGGUAGUGCUCUUCAUACAGAAAAAAAGCUUCAGUUGAGCUCAUCUGUUUAUUCAUCAUGUUUAUUUGAAUUCCAAUUCUUUUUCGUUUAGUUUUUAUUAUUUGCGUUUCUUAUUUUUUUCGUUUGCUGACAAUGUUGGAGUUUGAGCUUUUUUAACUUUGCACUGAAUGUGGUUUUUCUCAGUAUAAUCUGCAAUAUGGAGGGAGCCGACAGUUCCAGUGUAGUUGUUUACUCAAGGAUGUUCUUAAAAGUGUGCGCUCUACUAUGCCUUGAUGUACGCCUACCUUAUUGUGGUAUUGUGGAGUUCGAGAUCAAGAUAAUAGAUGCUGACUUAGGAUUAUUUGAUGAUAUUACAGAAAUAAGUAUUGCACCAAUUUUGUUUUAAAACUAAAGAAUUUAGCUCUGCAGUGUAAAAAACUGUAGCCACAGCUGUGACUUGCAAACCCGACCUGCAAGCCAGGGGGAACAGCACUUUCAAAAUAGGCUUUCAAUUUUGUUUUGGAGGCGUCACAUUGUGCCCUCUUGUUUACAAAACUUUUUGAGGGGGAAAAGUAUGGUCAUUCUUCCUUUAUUUUAAAUGGAAAACUUUAAAAAAUGCAUAAAGAAUUUUAAAAAACUCUUAGAAAAAUAAAAAAAAAUAAAAACAAUACCAAAAAAAAUUAAAAAUGCGAAAAAAAACGAACAAAAAAAAAACAAAUCUUGAGGAUGAAGACGAAGCUUUCUAUCUCUGGGAAUACUGAUCAGUGUUUGGCCAUGUCAUUGGUUAUUUUAUCUAUUCCUCUUGUCUGCUAAAUAACCAGCAUGGUUCUCAGGAAAUAUAGCCAGUUUUCCCCCAUAGAAACUCCUUGUAGGAAAAAUCCAACUUUUAGCACUGAAACUACUUAUAGCUCUGUAAGUUUUUCUCUGCCAAAUAACUGCUUUAAGCUGGAGACAUUCUACAUACUGCUUUUCGAAUAUGCUGUCUUUUUAUUAAUGAGUGAAUAUGGUUUGCUGAAUCACUAUCUAGUCCUUCAUCCCUUUUUCCCACUGAGUGGCUCGAUGUGUUUUUCGCUUUGUGACUGUCGAAGUAACUGUCAAAUGUCAUAAGAAAAGCAGAAAUCUGUAACUAUGCAUACUGUAGCCAACGACUCGGCCUACAGAAUCGCUUUUUCUUUGUCUGAAGUAAUGUUUUAUAUGUUUCGGUAAUUUGCAUAUACAUUGUUUGAUAUAUAUAUAUAAAUAUAUCUCUAUAUAUUUUUUUUUCUUCGUUUCUCCUCAUCGCCAGAGCUGGUGUUAAAGAAAAUCUUGUUUGGUUAUUUUAACAGUGCAAAAGUCGUCCACAUUUCAUUGCCUUGAUUCAAAUUGUGUCCGAAGAUGCAACAAGUCAAGUGGCUUUUAACUGUUUACAAAUAGAAAAUGAUUGUAACGUGUACAGUUUGGUUGUGUUAAUCUGAAGUUCCUUACAAUAUUAAUAAAUCAAUGUUUUGGCUGCUCAUUACCAUUUUAUUUUCAUUUUAAAUUAAUUUUUUGUUCUUUUUUUCCCUUAACCCCCGCUUUUAUCCCCUUCCUCAAAGCUGGUUUGUCAUUAAAAAUGGCUUGCCUCUGUACUUGUGGCCAAGGAAGGUUGGAUUAGUGGUGAAUGUAAUCUAUUGCUGGUAGUUUAAAUAACAUGCGUAGAUUUACCUUUUUAUUGUACUAUAUUUUAGGUGCACAAUUUAUGAGACGCUUCAAGAGCGAGAGGGAGAGAAAGAUGUCAGCAUUAGGCUAAGCCAUGGACCUUAAUACGUGUUUAAGCUGUUGUUGUUGUUGUUAUUGUUUUAUUUUCCUCCAUUCUUUUAUUUGCGAAGUAGAACUUGCGUGAUGUGUUAACUUAUCCAUAUUUAAUGACUCAUCGUACAAAACCCUGAGUAUUACCCUUCACUUGAUGGUUGCGUGCCAGUAUUGAACCAUUUUAAGUAACCGCUUUACCAAAUAUACUUCAAUCAAAGCAUUUGUUUACUUAAUUCCAGGCCUGGCUUAUCUCAUUGUGUUUGUCGGACAAAUUCUAAGUGGAACAUUUGGAGAAACUACAUAGCGAAAGGAGCGAAUGAGUCGUUUGUUUUUUUUAGAAUUGCACUUGGUGUACAUAAUGAACUAGAAAAGCUUGUACUGUAUUUGUAGUGGAGGAAGAGCGUACGGUGGACGGUGUUGACGGAGGCCUUUUGUUUGUCUUUUAUUCUUUGUGUACAUUGGGCUAGCGUGCGUUUGUGCCUGCGUGUUUUUUGAGUGGUCCACCCCAUUCCUAGUGUUCUCCUCAUGUUCAGGGGCGUACAACUGCAGGUACCCACUGAUUGGAUUGCCGUGACUUUGUUUACUCCCCUCGACGUGGAUUGCUCAAUUCUUCUAGUUACACGUUGGUUUGCGUCCGAGGAGUCUAAAAGCGCGACGCUGAGCUUCACCAAUGGUUUUGAAUGGGUUCUUUCCUGCCGUCUUUCUUGGUAAACAUGCUAGUUUCCGUGUUUCUCCGUGGCUUGUUUUUUCCUGAAGCGAGAGUAGGGAGAAGCCAUUGGCACCCAGUCGAUUUCCACUUUAUUUCCGAGUUUUAUUUUUGAUUUCUCUCCCCUUUUUUCCCUCUUUUGUUUUAUGUAUGUGCAGCUGUUUGGUGUUAAGACAGAACUGUCAUGCUGAGACAUUUUGAUAAUUCACUGUCAUGCCAAAUUAUGGAGUCAGGGGGGGGAGGGAGGAAAGGGAAUUGUUCUUUUGUAAAAGCAGGACAAUGUAUACGCUUCAAAUGUCACUUGCGAAAUGGAUGUUUUGAGGAUGUUCAUGAGCAAUGUACAAUCCCCUGCUUUUCUAGCCAGGUGAACGUGGAGGAAACGAUAAAGCAACUUGGCCUGACAUUCUACUUUUUGUACUGAAAAACAAACAAACUAUGUGGUUCUUUUCUGAUUUAUCCUGUGAGCAAAUAUACCCAUGUCUUUUAAAUGGUUCCUACUGUUGAACAAUUGACUUAAACUGUGAGUAUUGCUGUCAUGUUAUUAUAAACCCAAAAAGCUUUAGUGAAACCAGCACAAGAAAACGGACGAGCGAGAGUUUAAAUCGAAACUUCCACCAUGGGGAAAUUCUAAGAGAGUCUAUGCAGUGUAGGGUGAAGCUUCCAUGUUUGUGUCUUUCGCUUACUGAAAUCCUGUCCGCGGUAGUGGUUGGAUUUUAAUAAAAUACGAUUCCUGUAAUGUGCCAUGAUUGAAAUUCUUUUGUUAUUGUCACAUGGAGAAGAAAACAUAGCUGAUGAUGAUGAUGAUAAUAAUUGGCCAGUUGUAGCAAAUGGAGGGUUGCAUUAACAUUUCCUUUUUCACAGCACUCCUCUGUGGAAUGGCAAAUUCUCAACAUUUCUUCUAGGGGUCUGUGGAGAACUAGUUUUGCUCACAUGUAACCUAUAUGCACACUGCUUUGGUAGACUGUUUGAAAAACGACUAGAAAUAAACCAUCAAUAAGAUUACUUAAAUGAGCAGGAAGUUCUUUUUCAGCGUCUUCCUGGGGUCAUCUUAGAAUUUUAACUUGGGGAACUGCACUUUUUGAAGGACAAUCCUUAUUUGUAUCGGUAACAAUUGACACAAGGUUUAGUCUAGUAAUACAUGGUAGAUACUCAAAUGUGUAGUGAUGAAUGUUUCCUGUAAUGCUGUUUUUCUUUUCUUUUCCUUUUAUUUUUUUCUCUUUGUUGCUUGGUUUUCAAUUUUAGUACCCUUAAGUGCAUAUGUAACGAGGUAGUCGAGGUAGAGUAGUUUUUAGGUCUUUUGUUGGCUGUACUUGUAGACUGAUAAUAACUGUUUGUAAAGUCCUGAUCUUGAUAUCGGAAUACAAAGCUGUAUAACUUGGGUACAACCCGCAAUAAAGCCUAACAGUGA